GCCUGUCCCUCCUCCAGCAGCAACUUGGCCAUCCCCAGCCUCGCCUUGCUCACCGCCAUGUGCAACGGCGUCGUGAGUCUCCUAUUGCUCAGAUUCACAUCCGCUCCCAUCUCAAACAACACUCUGGCAACUUCCAGUUGACCACCAUCCGCUGCAUAAUACAGCGCGGUAUUGCCGAGCGAAUCUCCGACGUUCACGUCUUCCCUCACACUGGAGGCUCUGAGCACCUGCAACACGUUCAUGGCACUAUAUUUCGCUGCAAUAUGCAGCAACGUGCUGCCCACCGGGUCUGUACCCGAUGCAUCAGCUCCGUGAGCCAAUAGGAUCUUAAGCAUUUCCGCCUCAUCGGCCCGAGCGGCAUCGAACAGCGGCUUCUCGCUGUGACGGACGUCCGAGUUCAAGUCCGGCUCAUAGCUCAGAACGAAGCCCAACACCGACAGCUGAUGACUGCGAAGCGCUGCUGAUAGUAGUCGCCGCCAGAACAGCUCUGAGAUCUGCUCCGCACCUUGAGGGCUGCUCAACACAGCGGACAGCAGCAGCUCCGCGACUUCCACAUGGCCGUGCUCAAGUGCCUGUUCACACGGCGUCUCCCCGAAGAAGCGGUUGGCUAGCACUAAAUCGACCUCGACACCCUGUUCUAGAAGACUCGCAACUCGGUGCUCAUCCCCCGAUGCGCUAGCAGCCAACAGCGCGGACGCAGUGUCCUCCAGCGGGUCCUCACGCCCGUCGCUCCAGUGCUGGGCCAGUGCCAUCUUGCGCUUCAACAAUGAACCUACUUUUGGAUCAAGUUUGCAAUUCUGAUUCCAUGGAAUCAGUUUUGAAACACGUAUACUUUGUGCAGUUUGAAGAGUACAGUGUAUACUCAAGUAUACGUACUUGGGGCCACUGCUGAAAAAUGCCCAAGGUGCUGCUAUGUGGCGCCGUGCAGGGCCACUGGGAGCUGCUGUUUGAGCGCGCGCGGAAGCUAAAUGCAGCCGCCAAGGACAAGCCGUUUGAGGCGCUUGUGUGUGUAGGCCGCUGCUUCCCUCUGCCGGUCGAGUACUUGACGGGAGGCGGGAAACAGACACCGCUGCCCACGUAUUUCCUACCUGCACACGAGACGGCACGUUCAUGGCAAGAAGACGCGAAGCAAACUGAUAUUUUUGACGAACUAAACACCACAGAACAACUAUCGGAGCCUGUGGAGGUUGGCGAGAGUUUCUUCUGUCUGGCAGGCGCAGGAGUUGCCACCAUUGCAGGAUUGAAGGUAGCUUAUGUGUCGGGUACGGAGACUCAUGGCCAAGAGGAUGAGAAGGGGAAGCUGCUGACGUACUCGAAGGAUUCUGUUAAUGCACUGGUGCAACAGCUUCUUGCCAAUGGAGACCAAGGAGAUGUGGACUUCUUGUUCACAGCGGAAUAUCCUACAAGUUUCCAGCUUUUAUUGCCAGAGCAGCAACUUCCUCACGGUUUACAGGCGAUGCGUGGCAGUACGGCUAUCAAGGAGCUUGUACAACAAGUGCAUCCCAAAUAUCACAUUACGAGUCGCGGAGGUGACGGUACUCGUGGAGACGUUUUCUACCAACGCCUGCCGUAUGUGAGUGAAGUGACCGGCACUGGACGAAAGCAACUCACGCGUCUCAUUGGUCUCAGUGGUGUGAACAAGCUUAAGGACAAGACUCGCAAGUAUUUGCACGCACUGCAGGUCGUGCCGUUUGCACAGCAGAGCGAAGUCGAACGUCAGCAUGUGGAUAUCCCCGCAGGCACGACACAGAACCCAUAUCUUCACGCGAUGCUGGACGAAGCCACGCGAGCAGGAGAGCCCGAUGCAAAGCGAAGGAAAGUCGACCCCGCUGCGACUGGCGGUCUCUCUGCCGAGCAGAUCGAGCAGCUCACAGCGCAAAGUCGAGGUGGCGCGCAGUUCUUUUACGACCAGAGAUUAGCAGCUAAAGGACAACGCAAAGGCGGUCUGCUCCCAGGACAGCAGCAGAGAAAUAACCGCCCGCUUGUGGAGGAUCGUACCGAGUGCUGGUUCUGUCUGUCGACGCCGACACUUGAGCGUCACUUGAUCGUGAGUAUCGGUCAGGAGGCUUAUCUUGCCAUGCCUAAAGGUGCAAUCUGUGGAGAUCAUUUGCUUAUUGUGCCAAUUGCACACGAGGCAUCAACGCUUAAGCUCAGCGACGAUACGUGGAGAGAAAUGGAGCGCUUCAAGGCGGCGCUACGUCGCUAUUUCGCUUCGCAAGACAAGGAGUUGCUGGUAAUUGAUCGAAAUGUGGCCACAUUGGGCGCCACACACUGCCACUUGCAGGUUGUGGGCGUGCCAAAGGACAAGGCAGGCGCUGCUCGCCGCAUCUUUGAGACGGAGGGCGAGAAGUACCACGUCAAAUUUCACGAGUUGCUACGAGAUGCAGACGAGAAGACAGACGCUGCUACGGGGCCACUGGAGUUGCUGCGUCAACAGACGGACGAUAAGCCGUUCCUGUAUGUCGAACUGCCUGACGGACAAGGCGGCACUACACGGCUACUGCACCAUGUUGAAGGCAAACACUACGUUCAGUUCGGUCGACAUGCGUCGUCGUGUUUGCUGGAGAUGCCGCGACGCGCCAACUGGAAGUUCUGCGUCGUGCCAAAGCCUGAAGAGGUGAAACUCACGCAGACGUUCAAGAGCCAAUGGAAGCCGUACGAUUUCACACUCGAAGAAGCGGAUGAAGAGGAGUGAUAGGGACAAUCAGCAUGGAUGUAUUGAUACGGAGCUGGUUUACUACUGCUACGAUAGCUUAGGGGUCGAUAAUAUAGAAAUACGGCGGGAGGGUUCCUCCCAUUCUUCUCUGUAAGUCAGACGAUCGCUUCACUUCUU
Messenger RNA from Phytophthora nicotianae INRA-310, 2833 nucleotides. RefSeq lists its product as hypothetical. The transcript has 2 exons. Gene Ontology annotation, biological process: mRNA splicing, via spliceosome. Gene Ontology annotation, molecular function: RNA lariat debranching enzyme activator activity. NCBI's taxonomy places the organism in Eukaryota, Oomycota, Peronosporomycetes, Peronosporales, Peronosporaceae. The coding region runs from base 896 to 2695 and encodes 599 amino acids. The record is from RefSeq and is a predicted model, not a curated record. Gene Ontology annotation, cellular component: post-mRNA release spliceosomal complex.